Molecule: messenger RNA, 1228 nt
Organism: Argentina anserina (silverweed cinquefoil)
Lineage: Eukaryota; Viridiplantae; Streptophyta; Magnoliopsida; Rosales; Rosaceae
Product: U-box domain-containing protein 35
Exons: 4
Coding region: 47-1135 (362 amino acids)
Source: RefSeq, a predicted model, not a curated record
GACUUGACUCGUAUUGUCAGGAUCCAUCGGGUGAGUUCAUAUUGAUAUGUCAGUGUUGAAGACGGACACCGGGGCGCCCUUGCCCUUUCACUCUGAUAUGGAUCAUGAUGAGAUUCAUCAGAGAAGAACUACUGGCACUACUGGCCGUGGCGGAAGUGAAUACCAUCAGCCGCAGCAGCACCACCGUGGUGAAGGUGAAGAUGAUGAUCAAUACCAGUUUCAAGACCAGUUACAGUACGAGUGCAACAUCUCAAGGACUAGUGUAUGGGAGAUAGAAGAGGAGGAAGAAGAUGAUCAUCAUCAUGAGGGUUCAAAUUAUUCAAUUGGAGUUUCACAUGCUAGUAUUCCAAUUGAGAUCAGAGAGCUUUUCGGUGACAAGCGCUACUUUCCCAUGCCCUCCAUCAAGGAAGAACAAUAUGAUCAUAUCAAUGGUCUGCCUCAAUCUUCUUCAUCGUAUAAUUCCAACGGCGACAUUGUUAACUGCGUUUAUGUGGCCGUCGGAAAGAGCGAGUCAAGCAUGGACGCCUUAAACUACGCCGUCAGGCAGCUGCUGCUCUCUCCCAACACUAUCCUCUACCUCAUACACGUUUUCCCGGAGAUCAAGUACAUCCCAAGUCCAUUAGGAAAACUUCCGAAAAGUCAAGUGAGUUCAGAACAAGUCGAAAGCUUCAUGGCUCAAGAAUCAGGCAAGAGAAGACAGCUCCUUCAGAAGUAUAUUGAUGCAUGCUCGGCUGCAAAGGUUAAGGUGGAUACUCUGUUGAUCGAAAGUGAUAUGAUCGCGAAGGCUAUUGUGGACCUUAUUCCUAUUCUCAACAUACGAAAAUUGGUGCUUGGAACUGACAAAUCUAAUUUGAGGAAAUUGAUGUCUGGGAAAGGUGCGAGCGGGAUAGCUGAUCAAGUCCUUCAAAGUGCACCCCAAGAAGGCUGUGAGAUUAAUAUCAUUUGUCAAGGAAAUCAAGUGAUGAUUAAUGACUCGCUUUCUCCACGUAGCAUUCCUAAUGCCAAUGAUCACAAAUCGCCAGAGACUCUUUCACAUAAAGGAGGCAAUGAUGAUAACCCUAACUCGAUCCUAUACGGCUCUCAGAGAAAUGAAGCCUUUUCAUUCCUGUGUUUUAAACCCAAGUGCUCGUCUUAGUUACUAUAAGAUCUGCCUGCACAUUGAUUUGCCAAAUUAUAUAUUCCUGCUGGUCAUAAAUAAAGAAAGCGGGGAUAGCUCAGUCGGGAGAGC